Molecule: messenger RNA, 473 nt
Organism: Nyctereutes procyonoides (raccoon dog)
Lineage: Eukaryota; Metazoa; Chordata; Mammalia; Carnivora; Canidae
Product: cytochrome b-c1 complex subunit 8
Exons: 3
Coding region: 154-402 (82 amino acids)
Biological process (GO): mitochondrial electron transport, ubiquinol to cytochrome c
Source: RefSeq, a predicted model, not a curated record
GGAGCAACGGCGCCUCCCCCCGGAGACGGCCGGAAACUGGUAUCCCCCGGAAGUGACUUCACGGCCUCCCGGAAGUGACGGACGGACGCCGGCGGUUCCCGCGACGGUGGAGGGCGAAGUGACCCCUGUGUGGGAGUGAGGGCCGCCGCGACCAUGGGCCGCGAGUUUGGGAACCUGACCCGGAUGCGGCAUGUGAUCACCUACAGUUUGUCGCCCUUCGAGCAGCGCGCCUUCCCGCACUACUUCAGCAAAGGCAUCCCCAACGUGCUGCGGCGUACGCGGGCGUGCGCCCUUCGCGUCGUGCCCCCGUUCAUAGCGUUUUACCUUGUCUACACAUGGGGAACCCAGGAGUUUGAGAAAUCCAAGAGGAAGAAUCCAGCUGCCUAUGAAAAUGACAAAUGAGCCACUCAUCUGGAUCGUAGUUCCCAGUGUCUGGAAGACUUGAAGAAGUAAUAAACUUAUUAUGGACUGCA